AAUGAAGACAACUCUCCAAAAACAAGAGUCAAGCAAGUAAAAUGGACUCUCCACAAUCCGCACCCUUGGUUCGCACCAAUCCUUUGUUAUCACUCUCAACAUUCAUCAACCGACUCGGCACAGACCUCACCACUCGUCUCGACGACGGCCGCAGACUCGCCGGCGCCCUAAUCUCCACACUCGCACCGUCGCCCCCUCGUUCGCGCACCACUGCGCCUCUUUCUCUCUCAUCGUCUUUUGCUUCCAUCGGACAAGCCAAGCAAUCACUCAACGUCGCUUCGAGUUCCAACCAUGUCGCCAAUACUCUCGCGGGAACUUCGGUUUACACAGUUAGCAAUACUAACAAUGAGUUUGUGCUGAUUUCCGACCCUAAUGAUGGGGCUAAGUCCAUUGGUUUGCUUUGUUUUCGCAAAGAGGACGCCGAGGCUUUCCUUGCUCAGGUUCAGUUGAGGAGGAAGGAGUUGCGGAGUCAGGCUAAGAUUGUUCCCAUCAGCCUUGACCAGGUAUACAUGUUAAAGGUUGAAGGAAUUGCAUUCCGCUUCUUGCCUGAUCCAGUUCAAAUUAAGAAUGCGUUGGAUUUAAAAGCAUCAGAGACUAAAAGUGGGUUUGACGGCGUUCCUGUCUUUCAGUCCGACCUUUUAGUCGUCAAGAAGAAAAAUAAGCGUUACUGCCCUAUUUUUUUCAGAAAGGAAGAUAUAGAAAAAGAACUAUCUCAGAGAUCAUCGCGAGGACGGGGCCUCUCUCAGCCCAUAGUGGUGGGGAGUUUAGAGAAUGUUUUGAAGAAAAUGGAGGUAAGGGAGAAGAAUUCUGGCUGGGACGAUUUGAUUUUCAUUCCACCUGGUAAAAGCCAUUCACAACACAUUCAAGAGGUGGCAAAAGUGUGAUGUAUAGUGCAUACUUUAUGCCCGUAGUUCUGAUUUGGGAGUAGAGGAAGCAGCAUUGAAGACUCGAGGUCUCUUUAUCUGUCAGUUGAUUAGAAAAAAUAUGAAUUGUUUUUUAUUCUCUAUAUUCAGUACUGGAUGGUUGUCAAGAUUGGCAGUUGAUUGAAAAUUUUUUACACUUCUUACAAAGAUGUAGGAUAACUGAGGUCAGUUUUCUUGAAGCAGGUUUGUCGAACGGCAGAAAUGGAUGCUGCACGCAUCAGGCCAGACUUAUACUUUUCUUUUUUGACAUAUCAGGAACGUACACAGAUAGAACAAAUUAAGGUAAUAACUGUAGAAAGGGGAUUUGGUUGGGCUGGCAUGCAGCUACUAGAUAAUGUGCUCGUCUUACCUGUUUACAGGAGACUUUGGUGACAUGACACCAAUGAACCCUUUUUACUAGUACUCUAAUGUCGUUAAUGAUCGAACUUACUGAUAUAUCCUGGAUGUGCGGAUUUGUUAGAUAACAUACCAGUAGUUACUGAAUCAAUGUGGAUCGAGAUACAUUGGUAUCCAUUCUCCUGAGGGCAGACUUGUACUUUAUCUGCGUAAUAGUUACAAUUACAUUUGUCUUAGUUAAAGUGGAUUUUGUAUCAGGAAGGGAGUUGUGCACGUCUCGGUGAACGAGAACUAAUUAUUAACUUUUUCAUUCUAA
This is a messenger RNA of Beta vulgaris subsp. vulgaris (sugar beet), 1575 nucleotides long. Its product is annotated as protein TIC 22, chloroplastic. Gene Ontology annotation, cellular component: chloroplast. The record is from RefSeq and is a predicted model, not a curated record. NCBI's taxonomy places the organism in Eukaryota, Viridiplantae, Streptophyta, Magnoliopsida, Caryophyllales, Amaranthaceae. The transcript is spliced from 8 exons. Bases 42 to 884 code for a protein of 280 amino acids. Gene Ontology annotation, biological process: protein transport.